This is a messenger RNA of Eimeria maxima, 3873 nucleotides long. RefSeq lists its product as hypothetical. Bases 1 to 3873 code for a protein of 1290 amino acids. The transcript is spliced from 2 exons. NCBI's taxonomy places the organism in Eukaryota, Apicomplexa, Conoidasida, Eucoccidiorida, Eimeriidae. The record is from RefSeq and is a predicted model, not a curated record.
AUGUAUUGCCCAGGAAGGCUGCUGUGUCUGCAGCAGCGGCAGACCCUACACAGGCACUUGACGCUGCUGCUGCAGCAGCAGGGGCUCCAGCAACAGCAGCAACGGCAGCAGCAGCAGCAGCAGCAGGCGCGUCUGCGCGCUUUUUAUGCUUCCUCUAGUGAUGGCACCAGCGACUGUACACACUACAGCAGCAAAUGCUGCUGCAGCAACACCAGCAGCACCGGCAGCUGCAGCAGCAGCAGCAGCAGCAGCUUGCCAUUGCUGUAUCGUUCAAGUUCGUUAGGCCUCUGCUUCGUGCAGCAGCAGCAGCAGCAGCAGCAACAGCAGCAGCUGCUGCUGCCGCAGCGCCAUUUGCUUUUACGAUCUGCUGCUUUUAGCAGCAAGCGCAGCAGCAAGAAGGACAACCGCAGCAACAAGAAGGGCAGCAGCAGCAGCAGCAGCAGCAGCAGCAAGAAGAAGAGCAGCAGCAGCAAGAAGAUACAGACUCGUCGUCAUAAACAUUCUGUCUUGCUGCCUACCAGCAGCAGCAGCAGCAGCAGCAGCAGCAGCAGUAGCAGCAGCAGCAGCAGCAGCAGCAGUAGUAGUGUUGAUGUACCCUUUAUGGUGCUGCUAGCAUUAGCAUCUCGUGCUGCUGCUGCUGCAGCAGCAAGUUUGCUGCCGCGCUGCAAUCCUCAAGAUUUAUCUUUGCUGCUGCAUGCACAGACCCGCAUAUUUGCGGUGUAUGUGCAGCACGAGCAGCAGGUGCUGCUGCUGCUAGACAGGGAGAGGAAGAAGCAGCAACAGCUAGAGCAACAGCAGCAGCUAGAGCAGCAGCAGAAAGAGGAAGCACAGAGACGACGCAGCAGCAGCAGCAGCAGCAGCAAGCGAAAUAAUCAGCUGCAGCAACUAACAGAGGAGCAGCAGCAGGAGCAGCAGGAGCAGCAGCGUCUGCUGCAGCAGCAGCAAAAAAGAAAAGAGGAGGAGCAGCUGCUGCUGGAGGGACUCCAUGGACAAGUAGGACAAUUAGAUAAGGAUAUAUUAGCUGCUGCUGCUGCCUAUCCUGCUGCUGCGCUGCUGCUGCUGCAGCAGCUAGCUGACGAGGUACCCCAUAAGCUUCGUUACUUUGAGCCGCAGCAGCUUUGCUGCUGCAGCAGCAGCUACGUGCUGCUGCUGCGGUCUUUGCUGCCACGUGCUGCAGCAGCACCUAUACUAUUUGCUGCACCUAAUGCUGCAGCAGAUAUAACUAAACCUCCUGCUGCUGCUGCUGUCCCUGCUGCUGCAUGCAUGCGUCGCUCCCUCCCGCUGCUGCUGCACGACCUGCAGCAGCAUACACUAGAGUUGCUGCCUAUAUUAGAUGGCCGUGCUGUUACAUCCUUAAUGCAGUCUUUUGCUGCUGCAGCUAACCUCAUCAGCAGCAGCAACAGCAACAGCAGCAACAGCAGCAGCAGCAGCAGCAGAUUGUUUAAUCGGGUUAUGGUGGCACUAGCAGACCGCGCGCUGCUGCUGCAGCAGAAAUAUAAAUUGACGCAGCAGCAGCAGCUGCUUGUUGCGCAUGCACUAGCUACAGCAGAGAUUAAUCAUCCCCAGGCGCUGCAGAUUGCUGCUGCUGCUGCUGCUGCAGCAGCAGAGCAAGAAAGGGACAGCAGCAGCUAUGACUACAGCGACGACGACGAUGAAUUUGGAAGCAGCAGCAGCAGCAGCAGCAGCAACAGCAGCAAGAACAGCAGCAGCAUAUGCUUGCGCUUGCUGCUAUCUACAUGCGUACGCAGCGGCGCCAGCUGCCCCUCCGCGCUGCUGCUGCAGUGUGAGCAGCAAGCACUGAAGAUGUGGCAGCAGCAGCAGCAGCAAGACCAGCAGCAGCAGCAGCAGCAGCAGCAGCAGCAUGAGGACCUCAGCAGGGACCGUGUGCUAGUUAUAGCUAAGGCACUACAGCUGCUGUAUAGGGCCCCACACUGCAGCAAUAAAUUUGCUGCUGCUGUUGCUGCGCAGCUCCAGCGGCUGCUGCAGCAACUGCAGCAGCAGCAACAACAAGCCAUCAGCAGCAGCAACAGCAGCAAGAACAGCAGCAGCAACGCGCUUGCCUACUUAAGCCCGCAGUUGCUGAGGGUUAUGACGCGAGCUGUAUGUACACUGCAGCAACGCUUCCUCCAACCGACAGUGCAGCAGCAGCAGCAGCAGCAGCAGCAGGCGGAAGCUAGUGCUGCUAUUGCUGCUGCUGGGGACACAGGUAGAGCAGAACCGGCGGAGACAACCGCAGCAGCAGCACCGACACAAACGACAGCAGCAGAAGCAGCAGCAGCAGCAGCAGCAGCAACUGCAGCUGAAAAUGCUACAACAGCAGCUGCAGCACCAGCGCAAGCUGCAGAUGCAGCAGUAGCAAGUGCUACUAGUGCAGCAGAAGCACCGGCACCAGCAGCAGCAGCAGCAGUAGCAACAGUAGCAGGACCAGCAGCAGCAGCAGCAGCAGCGGAUGAGAUGGCGCUGCUUGUAGCAGAACUAUCUAAUUCUGUGGUGCAGCAGCAGCUGCGGUGUAUAGGCAGCUGUACAACGGAGGAUUGUUUGCUGCUGCUGCUGCCUGUAGUGCAGCAGCAGCAGCAGCUACGUGCAGCAACAGCAGCAAACCCCACACUUUCGUUGCGCAGUGGAUGGACGCAUCAGCAGCAGCAACUGCUGCUGCUAAGGCACAAACUAUUUGCUGCUGCUGCUGCUGUUGUUGGCAAAGCGCAGCCGCUGCAGGUCGCCACCAUUGCGAAGGCCCUUGCUGCUGAAGCAGCAAAGCAACAGCAGCAGCAGCAGCAGCAGCAGGAAGUGCGGCAGCAGCUGCUGCGACGUGUGCUGCGCCGCAUGCGCAGCAGCAUACCCCAGCAGCAGCAAGAAGAGUGCCUCGCUACUAAGGCAGCACUGCAGCAGCUGUUGGAGAGUGACUUGCUGCAGCAGCCAAGCAGCAGCAGCAGCAGCAGCAGCAGCAGUGGCAGUGGUGCUGCUGCUGUUGCGCCGCCAAAAGAUUUAAGGGUUUAUCAUGCGCUGCUGCAUGCAGUUAAUCUCCGUCUUGGGCAGCUGGCUGCUGAGCAGCAGCAGCAGCAGCAGCAGCAGCAGCAGCAGCAGCAGCAGCAAGGGGAGGAGAUAUUUGAAGCAUUUAAGGAUGUGUCUCCUCUCUCUCCUGCCUAUGCAAUACAGAAGAUGAGGCAGCAGCAGCUGCUGCCAACAGAAGAAGAACUGCAGCAGCAGCAGCAGCAGCAGCAGCAGCAGCAGCAGCAGCAAAAGCCAUUUAGAGACUCCUUAGAGGAGCUUGCUGCACGAACAGAUUUGCGGCUGCAGCAGCUGCAAGAGCAGUACCAGCUGCAGGCUGCAGAGACACUUCAGAGCAGCAGCAGCAGCAACAGCAGCAGCAGCAGCAAGAACAGCAGCAGCAGAGGUGCAUCGGUAGCUGACCUACUGGAGGAGUACGAUCCUAUUGUGCAGCAGCUUGAGAGCAGUCCAGCAGCAGCUGAUGUACUGCAGCAGCAGCAGCAGCAGCAGCAGUCCGAAGCAGCAGCAGCAGCGGCAGCAGCAAAACCGCAAGUUGGUAGGCAUCUACGUGGCAGGAGACGCAGCAGAGUUGCAGCGCAGCAGCAGCAGCAGCAGCAGGAGCAGCAGCAGGAGGCUGAUUCUUUCUCGUCGCUGCCUCCUGAAGCAGCAGCAGCAGCAGGACAAGCAAAAGGAUCCCGAGAAGCAGCAGCAGCAUCAGCACGAGCAGCAGCAGCAGCAGCAGCAGCAGCACGAGCAGCAGCAGCAGCAGAACUAAUAGGAGAUAAUCGUCUAAUAAUAAGGAGCGAAUUGCUGCAGCAAAAGUUGCUGCAAAAAGGAGACACUUUGCAUGAUCUAUCCUUUAUUGACAUAGACAAACACCAUUAG